This is a messenger RNA of Vitrella brassicaformis, 3150 nucleotides long. The record is from the annotation of a GenBank genome assembly. NCBI's taxonomy places the organism in Eukaryota, Vitrellaceae.
GUGAACAAUGGCAGCAAAAGGAGAUGAACGGCCUCCCGGCGUCGUCCAGGUCGUCCCUUUCCUGACGGCAGAAGAAGCGCCGCAGUAGACAAAGUCGUCUCUCAAGAGGCAGCGGAGUCGGUCAAUCAGCCUCUCCAGACUCCCCCCUCCCUCCCCCCUCCCCCCUCUGUGCGUCCCUCUGGUAGCGCGAUGGAUCCGUCGAGCGACUGUAUGAUCCCGCCGCGCCUGCCGUGGGUUCACCAGCACGUGCAGAUGGCCCCGCCGAUAUUCCUGGUGUUUUGGGGCUUCAGCACGGCGGUCACGCUGGUCGUGACGGUGGCCACGGUGCGAUCGGUCUGGCGGCACUUCCUCGCCGGGGACAAGCUGCGGCAGCUCAAGGGGCUGGUGUUCAUUCCCACCCAUGCCAGGCUGCAUAUGCAGAUUCUCGUGCUCUUCCCCAUUCUCUCGAUAACCUCCUGGUCGGUGCAGGCCUUUCCACCACACAUACACACAUACAGAGUGAUAUAUGCGUGUGUGUGUGCGUGUGUUGUGCGUGAAUGGUUGUCUGUCUGUCUUGUCUGUCAGGUUAUCGCUGUUGAUAAUCCGUCAGGCGCUUUUAUUGGAGCUGCUGGCGUACCUGUACAACAUGGCGUGUCUCUUCUGGUUUUUUGAGCUGCUCGUGGAGCUCAUGGGCGGCCCGGAGAGGGCGCUGGACCUGCUGCGCAAGGAGCCGCCUUUCAGGAUCUACCAAGUGCCCCCGCUCAUGUGCUGGAACGUGUUCGCCAGAAAACGGUUGGUCUGGAAAAAUUAAUUGUCAAUCACCCAACCAACCACAAUGACCGACCGCUGGCUGUGUGUCUCUCUGUGUCUGUGCUUAAGGCAUUUUGACCUGACGGACUUCCGCGUGACACGUUUCCUGCUGUGUCAGUACGCCAUAGUGGGCCCGUUCAUAGCGGUGACGGACGCGCUGAACGAGAGCUACUUUGACAUCCUCCACUACGUCAGGAUCCUGGUGACCCUCUUCUGCAUGUGGGGCCUGGUGAUGGUCUUCAAGGCGUCCAAGAGCUUGCUCAAGGAGUAUCGGACACUGCAGAAAUAUGUCGUCAUACAGGUGGGUGUGUGGGACACGAGUGUUGUCUUGAGAUCUCACUGUGCACGUGAUGUGUGUGGUGGUGCAGGUGACGGUGUUUCUGGUGAACUUCACGUCGAUAAUCCUUCGCCACCUCAUACCGGGACACAACCGCGUCUACGACCAGGUAGGGUAGGCACACGCGCACGCAACACACGUAGGUGUCCUUCCUUGUCCAUCCAUCCAUCCGGCUAUUGAUUGGUCCAUCCAUUGGUUCAUUGGUAUGUCAGUCUGUGAUGAGCGAGGCGUGGGUGCAUUUUAUCUUCUCGGUGUCGAUGCUGCCCCUCACUCUCAUCGCCAUCAACGCAUACCGAGUCGAGGACCUCUGGCUGCGCGAGAAGAGAGUACAUGGGUGCGCACACACACACACAGCCAGCGCCCAUUUUCUCUUGGCAUUUCGAUGCAUCCAUCCGUGUGUUGUCAGGCUGGAUUGGCUGCAGACAGAUGCGGACGGCGGGUCGCCUCCCUUGCCCGACGACGACAUGUUCGCCAGAGAGGCGUUCCCCGGAGAGGAGGGCAAAGACAGCAGCAACAGGAACAACAAUACCACCAGCUGUCCUGACGAGGUCUUCUCAGACACCGAUUACGACGACAGACAGCCGCCUGCAGAUGUGGUCAGUGAGAACCCAUAAGAUGCCAUCCAUCCAUCCAUCUGUGUGUGUGUGUGUGUGUGUGUGUUGUGUGUGUCUGACAGAGGAGCAAUGGGGCGAUGGAGACGGUGUACGCCCCGAGCAACUACGGCGACGACCGUGCAGACUUCUUGAGCCCGUCGAUCUCGCCCGUUUCCCGCAACACCACCACACCCCGCGUCAAUCAUCACAAGGAGAGAGAGCCCAUCUUCCUCCCUGGCGCAAGCCACACCACCAAUGCCGACGACACUGAAGUACGCAAAUGGGAAAUGACAACGCCCGGAAUGUGUCUGUAUCUGUCUGGAUGGAUGGGUGUGGGUGCAGGGGUGUUCUGAUUGUGGAGGUCAGGAGGACAGCAGCAGCCCCGCCAGCGGAGCGACCAUCUCGCCAAAACGGAUUCGCCAUCGACCACACAGAGACCACCACACACACACACACCCCCGCACCACCCAUCCCCAGCCCCCCCAGGCACACAGCCAGCACGGCGGCCACGACCAUGACACCUCCCCCUUGAACGAUGCCGCCGCCAGCAGCCAUUCCUCCGGGCCUCCCAGGGCCGCCACCUCAUGUAUGGGAGCGGGUGAUGAAGGCCCACAUGUGCACGGGCAUCAUCACCACCAUUUAUCGGGAGUGGUGCCCUCCCUCCGCCGAAUCCUGACGGCGCCUGAGAGGGAGAGCGACCCCCAUCCCCACCACCACCCCCACCUUCACCACACCUGUGUGCAGCCCCACUCCCACCCCCCAUUAGCUUACCAGCAUCUCGGCCAGGGGGAGUCGCCCCGCAACGACGGUAGCAGUGACAUGGUCUGUGUGGGCAUACCACGACGGACAUUGGGUGAUGGUGACGGUGAUGGCGAGGGUAGGGGAGGGGAGGGGGAGGUCUAGCGCACAGAGAGGAGGCGUGUGGGGGGUCUUGUGCGAGUGUGUGUGUGUGUGUGUUCGCUUUUUUGAUGGACCAUGCAUGAAUGACCGUCAUCAUAGCAGUGUCUCUCUCUCGGUUUGAUGGCACGGUGGUGUCCGUGGCGUCCGUGGCGUGUUUAUGCGUUGGCGAGGGACACAGAUGAAUGAGGGUUUUGCUCGAUUAUUUCCUCCUCCUUCUCCUCCUAUCUAUCUACUAUAUGCCUGUCUGUGUAUCUUGAUUGAUGAUGGGAUAGGAUAGCUCCUGCUCUUGCUGCUGCUGUCCACUUUGUCAUGUCCAUAUGUGUGCGCUGCGCCUGUGUGUGUGUUGGUUUGGCUUUGUUGAUCGAUCCAAUGGGAUGCCCAAAAACAGAAGUAAUGAAUCUGCGUAGCGUAGCCGGUGUAGCUGGCAGUGUCUGUGUUGGGCGACUGUGUGGGUGGGAGGGUGAUGCGUGUACAGAUAGCAGAUAUCAUUUGUACCUGUCUGAUGGACUGACUCGUCAGGUGCGGUGCCAU